Messenger RNA from Mycena indigotica, 1851 nucleotides. RefSeq names its product Septin family p-loop GTPase. The transcript has 9 exons. Gene Ontology annotation, cellular component: septin ring; cell division site; cytosol. Gene Ontology annotation, molecular function: GTPase activity; molecular adaptor activity; GTP binding. The record is from RefSeq and is a predicted model, not a curated record. Gene Ontology annotation, biological process: cytoskeleton-dependent cytokinesis. NCBI's taxonomy places the organism in Eukaryota, Fungi, Basidiomycota, Agaricomycetes, Agaricales, Mycenaceae. The coding region runs from base 1 to 1851 and encodes 616 amino acids.
AUGUUUUCUUCUUUUCGACGUAAAUCAUCCCGGGCGGAAGAGCAACCCCGCAUCCGGACUUCACCCUCUCUUCCAACGUUCAGCGCCAGUGGUCUACAGUGGCCUGAAAACCUUGUCGACGUUGAUGCCAUUCGUCAAGCGGCUCCUCCAGAACCCACAGGGCAAGGUGCGGCCAAAGCCUCUCUGCAGGGUCCGGAUUCAACCGCAGCCAUUCCCUUCCACAAACCAUUUCGACCUUCACCAGGUAAUCUCAGCAAUGGACCUAUCAGCUCUUUAUAUUCGACUGGAGCAACACCGGUUUUCGACACUCGGAAUGACGCUCGCAAAAGCACAGUAGCCCCUCGAUACAGUCAACGCCGCGCCAGGGUAUCUCCAACCUUCAACCUAAUGGUUGUUGGCGCAAGACGGACUGGCAAAACCUCCCUCCUCCGCCUUCUGGUAGAAACUGCCGAUAUUUCGCCCACAGCAACUCCAGACCAACGCGCCGCAAUGCAACGAUUCUUGCGAGGUUCCCCAAAGAGCACUACCGCAAUUGAAACGGCGGUCAUUGAGAUAUGCGAGUCCCGGUUUGAUCGAGUUCUGUUCUCGGUCAUCGAUACACCGGGCUUGGACUUUAUUGAGGGUCGCGAAUUGAAACUUGAGCGCCAAGUUAAUAGUAUAAUCAAAUAUAUUGACGCGCAAUACGCGGACACCAUGAGCGAGGAAUCCAAAGUCAUUCGCAAAAGCAAAGGCGAUCAACAUAUUCAUCUGUGCAUUUACUUGAUUGACCCUUCGUCGGUCAUGACAAAUGCUGCAAGACGGGCCCAGUCCUCGAUGCCGACUAAAACUCGUUCAGAGACUACAGUAUCAAUGCGUGACCCCCCUGAAUCGGCCAAUGGCUUUGCUGAGGAAGACGACUCGGACGACGAAACUGAAGGCCCACUAACAAUGGCACCAUCAGAUAUUCGCGUCCUUCGCCGCCUUGCAGCACGGGUGAAUGUCCUUCCUGUUGUUGCACGGGCUGAUUCUCUCACGGAUGAGAAACUUGUGGCCGUUAAACAAGCUAUCCGCGCCGGCUUGUCUGAAGCUGGUUUGGACUUUGGUGUUUUCAGUCCCGCAAAAAUUGUGGAUACUGCUGAAACACCCAGGCGUAAAACCCGUUUCGCUACCGAGCGGAAUGGCCAAGUAAAUGGCAAUGGCAAUGGCCACCCUGAAACAGUGGGCAGCGAUGAGGACGACGGCGAAGAACGGCAGUCUCGUCCCGUUAUCAAAUUAAAACCCCGAAAUAGGGGUCUUUCCCGUUCACGCUCUCGUCGGGACCUGUCGGUCGCGGCUGACGAUGAGCGCCGUCCGAUUUCUCCCGACGAGGAGAGCUUGGCUAACGUGCGAUUCUCUGCCCAUAUCGUUGCCAAACCCGAUCUGGAAACCGAUAUGCCAUUUGCACUAAUUGCGCCAGAAAGUGGAAAACAUGGCUCGCAGCGUAUAUCUGGCGCCAUGAGCACUGCGCCGUCUUCUCCUCUCCAACAGUCGGAGGAUGGCCAUGCUCCUUCAAUGGAAGAUGUUAUCCCCCCGACGCCUGGUUCGGUCGUGAGCAAUCGGGGACUUGCAUACCUUGAAGGCCCUCCAGACACCCUCAGAGGUGUUUUUCUUCGAAAAUUCAGAUGGGGGACUGUCGAUGUUCUCGACCCUGCCCAUUGUGACUAUGCUGCUCUGCGAACAGCUGUUUUAUCUACUCAUCUCAAAGUCCUGAAAAAUCAUACCAAGGAAGUUUUGUACGAAAAGUACAGAACUGAAAAACUGCUCGCACGCCGCGCUACGGCAAACAUCACGGAGGAAGAACGCCAGCGUCUUCUGGAAGAGCUGGGACUGUGA